This is a messenger RNA of Chironomus riparius, 1919 nucleotides long. NCBI's taxonomy places the organism in Eukaryota, Metazoa, Arthropoda, Insecta, Diptera, Chironomidae. The record is from the annotation of a GenBank genome assembly.
UGGGAGACUUUGGAGGAACUGGUUGAAAGUCUUGAUUUUUGCUAAGAUUUAACUUUUGUAAAAUUAAAUUUAAAAUCUUUUUAUGGCAAGGAUAACCAUGCUGUUCGUUGGCAUCAUCUUAGCUGUGUUUGCAUCCUCACAAUCUGUUUCAUUUAACUGUCAAUAUGUAACUGGUGGAUGGGGAACUUUAACAAACAUUUACUACUGUCAUGCUGCAAAUUCCUUAAACGUCACAUCGCUUGAUGAAGUAAAAGUAAAUUCAAUUUCUGGAAUGCAUUCAGCUGGUUAUGAUUCUGACAAUGUUGAGUAUUUAAAUGUUUAUAACAAAGGAAAAAUGAGCUUUUUUCCGAUUGGAUUAAAUAAAUUUUUUAAGAACCUUAAAGGAAUUUGUAUUGGCAAAAUGGGACUUCAAGAAAUUCAUCAAAGUGACUUAAAAGAUUUUCCUGAACUUGUAGACCUUCGACUUUAUGAUAAUCAACUGGAAAUCAUUGAAAAUGAUUUAUUUAUUUUUAAUCCAAAAUUAGAUUCAAUUUUUUUAAAUUCAAACAAAAUCUCGCAAAUUGAUCCAAAUGUAUUUGACAAUUUACCGAAAUUAAGUUCUUUAUACCUUGACUCAAACGCUUGUAUCAGCUUUAAUGCUGUAAAUAGUGAAUCUCAAGUACAAAUGAUCAUCAAAAAGGUAAAAUUGCAAUGCACAAAUGCAAAUAAUUCAAAUUUGACUCAAAAAGUUAAAAAUCUUGAAAUUGAGUCAAAAACUUUAAAUUCAACAAAAUUGAACGAAAAUCUUCAAAACCUAGAAAAUGAUAUAAAAGGUUCGAAAUUUUCAAAUUCAUUCCAAAACAACCUUCAAGACUUAAAAGCAACUGUCAGAACUAUAAGCACAGAUGAACAUUUUAUUGAUUUGAAGACAAAAAUUACGACUUUAAAGAAAGAUGCGGACUUUAUCAAGAAUGCGAUAUCUGAAAGUGACCAAAAGCUUUCAAAAUUAAUCAAGGACACAACCACAACUUUGAAGGAUAUUGACGCUAAAAAUGAUCAAAAUUUUGGAGCAAUUAUGAAGUUUAUUGAAAAACUUGACAAGAAAAUGGAAGCAAUGCAUGGAUAUUUAGUAGAAAUUGACAGUGUUCAGGUGAAGUUGAUGAACAAGAUCGAUAAAAUCGAGUCAGGAAACGAUCAUAAUUAAUUUGAAUGCAGAAAAAUUUUUUUGUUAAAUUAAUUUUAUUUUUGGAUUCAAAAACCACUUUUGUUUAAUUAAAUCAUUCAAAAUAGAAUCAAUAAAGCAUCUUACUUAAUUACUUCGCUGGCCAUACAAAUCAAUUGUGAUCCAUUCCCGGGUGGACACAGCCAGUUAAAGUCCAUUAUUGGACAAUCAUUUAACAGUCUUUUAACUUGUCGAAAUAUAUACGACAUAGAGAACUAUACGUUAACUAGACUUUAACUGGACAUUUAUGCUAAUCAAUCAAGUGCUCGAAACUCAAAAAUAAUUUUCUUUACUUUUUUGACCAUAUACUUCACAAGCGCUUACAGAAAUCACUUAUAUAAGGUCCACCAAAAUUUGUAUGAAACUUUUAAGUAAAUAUAAUUGUUUCACGCGCAAGUGUUCGAGACUUAAUGUUUAUUAGAGAUUUUUCAUAAGUGAUAGUGUACUUUAAUUAAUUAAUUACACUAAUACAAUAAUAAAAUUUUACAAAAGAAAAAAUAUGGAGAAAUAGACACGUGUUAUUUAUUUUAUUUCGAUUUUUUUGUAACUGGACAUUAACUAGACAUAUUUGCAAUUCCUAUGUCCAGUUAAAUGGAAAGCGCAAAAUAUGUCAUUAGUCGUCCCUAAGUCUAGUUGCAAAGGCACGUCAAUGGAUACUUACUCACCGUGAACAGGCAAGUCAAUGGCAAGCUUUUAACUAGUACUUUGUCCACUCGGG